This is a messenger RNA of Penicillium cataractarum, 2832 nucleotides long. RefSeq names its product Zn(II)2Cys6 transcription factor. Gene Ontology annotation, molecular function: zinc ion binding; DNA-binding transcription factor activity, RNA polymerase II-specific; DNA binding. The coding region runs from base 1 to 2832 and encodes 943 amino acids. Gene Ontology annotation, biological process: DNA-templated transcription; regulation of DNA-templated transcription. Gene Ontology annotation, cellular component: nucleus. The record is from RefSeq and is a predicted model, not a curated record. The transcript has 3 exons. Lineage: Eukaryota; Fungi; Ascomycota; Eurotiomycetes; Eurotiales; Aspergillaceae.
AUGUCAGGCUACUACGUUGGACCAUUCGGUCGUAUGUUACCCAUCGCAGGUGGUCCGUCGUCGGAGCAGCCCCCGGAGUGUCGAGCUAAUCAAUCAGAACCCGGGGAUAACCCAUACCAGCUUCCUCCUCCGCGAACUCCAGCAAAUUUGCAAUUUGGAUCAGACCCUUUUCUACGACGUCAGUCGGCCGAUAAAGCAGAACCAGCCAGGGGUACAGCUUCAGCAGAGCCUCAGCGGCAAAGAACCGAACAGCUUCCGUCUGUGAGGUCGCUAUUGACGCCGGCCUCUGGCCCAAGUUCACCGCCACCAUAUCAUCCACAAACCUAUGGGACUCCCACACCAAUUGAUCCACACCGCGAAUUAUCAUACCCCUAUCGCCAUCAUGAUUCAACACUUCCCCCUCCGCCAAUUGGUGGGCAAGAUAGACGUCGAUCGGAGUCUUUGCCACAUUCUCAAUCUGCGAGCCUUCCACCACUCUCCCACGUGGCUAUGCCCAGCCCUCGAGAUAUGAAUCAUCAUCACGCAACAACACGAAGCGAUCCCUCCACAGCUACAAUGUCACAUGCACAAUUACCCCCUCACGGUGCUUCAUACCACGAUCCAGCCACUGCAGGAGAAAUUUCCUCACCCGAAAGCAUAAGCCGGCCAAAUCCGCCUGCAGUACUUCCACAUGUGGUUGACGAACGAUACAUCGAUGGCGAGCUUUGCUUUGUCUACGCCGAUGGAUCCCAUCAGCCGAAGAUCGUCGAUGGAAAACCCGUCAAUCCGAAUUGGGGCGUCACAAAGGCAGGAAAGCCUCGGAAACGACUCGCACAAGCCUGUUUGACCUGCCGCGAAAAGAAGAUCAAAUGCCAACCGAACCGCCCCAAAUGUGACCAGUGUCAAAAGUCUGGAAGGGAAUGCAGGUUUGAGAACGCGCUCCGUGGGAAUCGCUCGAGAGGCUCACACUCAGCCGGGCCAACAAAUCUAAAUGCAGACGUCUCUGGCUCGAUCUAUAACAUCGCUCGUGCUUCUGAUAGUGGAGCAUCACUUCCGGGAAGUGGUCAUUCACCAAUGUCAGAGAGCACGGGGUUGACACCCUCCGGCAUGGAAAGUGCCCACGACCCCAUGGUAGAUGCGGAUCGGGCAUACCGACAGCGAGCCUACCGAAUCCCUCGCCCUUUUGGAGACGAGAGCCUUGUUCGACAGGUCGAAUAUACCGAGGCCAAUCGACUCCCCGAGUACUCGGAGAUUUUGGGUGAAUUGAGGGAUACCAACUCCGAAGACCCCCUGGUGGGCUCUUGGAAUGUCGACCCAUUUGACCACGACCCGGAAAUGACUUUGCAUUACGUUGAAACCUAUUUCUCAAACGUUAAUGAUGGAUUAUAUCACAUUUUCCCCCAUGCUCGAUUCAUUUUGUGGCUAAAGUCCUGCGACACGAAGUCCCCUGAGGAUAAAAUGAUGCUUUAUUCAAUGAUGGCACUGGGUUCUAUUUUCUCCGAUCGACCUGACAGAGUUACUGCAUUGAGGCGUUAUUCUCGCAUUGCUCGGUUUGCUAUUCAGAGGAGCCAGCAUAAUCUGUCUCUUCAGCUUGCUCAGAGUCACCUCAUGAUGAGUUUGUUGUACUACGCUGCUGGUUUGUUGGCGGGAUCUUGGGACUCGAUUGGAGCUGCCGGACGGGCUGUUUGUGGACUGAGGUUCAAUAUCGAGUCUGGAGGUGUGAUUGUGAGCCAGAACCAGGCGUGCGAAUACGGGUUACACCCGCAGGCACUGAUCGAGUGUCGUCGCCGGACGUUCUGGGUCGCUUUCAUCUUGGAUCGAGUUUCAUCUUUCUUCUCUGCCACGUCAACGUCUAUCUCUUCGAAUUCGGCUUUGAUUCGACUCCCCUGCCGAGAAGACAUCUACGAGGUCCAGCAAUAUGCGACUGCACCGUACUUCCAAACCGUCCUCAACCAAGCUUCAGUCUCCACUGAUGACGACCGGUCUACCCUCAGCCCCAUGGCCUUUGUGAUCCAGAUUCUUUCUAUCUGGGGCGACGUCUCCUUCCAGGCUUUCCGCCUCUCUCAUACGCCGUCUGAAAGCUGGGCACAACUUGCCGAGGAAUUCCAUACGAACAUUAUUCGGCGGACAGACGACUGGAUCAACCGACUACCCGGACACCUCUCCUUCUCCGUUGCCAAUAUGGAUCGUGCUAGUCAAGUCAAAAAAAUGGAUGCCUUUGUUGCAAUUCACAUGUUCUACCACGCCACGUUGAUGAAGUUGUACAGACACGCACGAUAUCAAAGUUUACGCUCCGAAGUGCUGAUCCAGUAUAUCCAUCGCGCCCGAUACCACGCGGUUGAAACGCUCAGAAUCGCACUGGCCGUUGUCCAAUACGCGCAUGACGUCCAGGCUUCUCGCUCUACAGCUGAUCCCUCCUCGCCCAACGUGACACUCCUCAGUCCCUUCUUGGGGUAUGUGGUCCUUUCUGCGGUGGAUGUGCUCAGUGCAGGAGGAAUGGUCGCCGAAUUGCCAGACUGUAUCUCGUUCAUCAAUGGCGCAUACGGCAUGGUUCAACUGUUGGGUCGCCACUGGGAUAGCUCUAUUAGUCUGGCAAACCUCAUCAAGAAACGACUCGACUCGAUGAUAGACUGCGCCAAUGACCGAUCUCGCACUCAGGACAAGAUUUGUUUUGCUGUGGAUGGUCCUUCACUUGAGACCAAGGUGCCUGCUGGAACUCCUCCUCAGCCACCGGGUACACUCGACGAAGACCUCUUCUAUGGAUCUCUGCCGCGGGAUAUCCUCCUGCGUGCUAUGAGAGCCGACGAGACUCAGUUAUCGGACAAGAAUAUCGCAUGGCUGAAAGAUCGCUGA